Pseudoliparis swirei is the source of this 2887-nucleotide messenger RNA. It is a transcript of the gene prkar1b, whose product is annotated as protein kinase, cAMP-dependent, regulatory, type I, beta. Gene Ontology annotation, cellular component: cAMP-dependent protein kinase complex. Gene Ontology annotation, biological process: regulation of protein phosphorylation. Bases 513 to 1655 code for a protein of 380 amino acids. The transcript has 11 exons. NCBI's taxonomy places the organism in Eukaryota, Metazoa, Chordata, Actinopteri, Perciformes, Liparidae. Gene Ontology annotation, molecular function: cAMP-dependent protein kinase regulator activity. The record is from RefSeq and is a predicted model, not a curated record.
UAAUUGCCAAGUCUAUGUACACCUUCAAUGAAUUUGACUAGUUUUAAGUGUUUGUUGUUGUUAUUGCAGAGAGUAAACAAUGACAGCAACGCUGAAUUAUAUAACAUAAUACACGAUUGCCAUUUGUCACAUUUUGGUCAGAACACGGUCUGGCUUAACCUGCAUCAAAGACGUUCAGAGUUCCUCUCCAAAUGGCGGUAUCUCAUCCUCCAGUCUGUCUUCAUAUUUUACAGAAGAACCGUUUCCAAUCUUGCGGAAGUGGAGGUUUCUUUUACCUGCAGACGGGCUGGCGGGCCCGGCCUCGCUGCUGCUGCGGUCGAGAGCGUGACAGAUUGACGUCAUCGGUAUUGACGCAGAGCGAGCCAGCCGGGCAUCAGAGAGGCAGCGCCGCCGCAGCAGCAGCAGCACCAGCAUCCCGGCUAACCAGCGGUAGCCUUCCUCCCCAGCCUCCCACCACCAGCGAGGUGUUUUCUCCCUGAGCAUCCUCUGGAGAUAACGAGAUAAAAGAUAAGAUGGCCACCUCCUCCUCGACUCUGGAAGAAGACGAGAGCUUGAAGGGCUGUGAAAUCUUUGUGCAGAAGCAUAACAUCCAGCAGAUCCUCAAAGAGUGCAUUGUGAACCUCUGCAUCGCUAAGCCUGAGCGUCCUAUGAAGUUCCUGCGGGAGCAUUUUGAAAAGCUGGAGAAGGAAGAAUGCAAGCAGAUCAUGGCACGUCAGAAAUCUAACAGCCAGUCGGACUCACACGAUGACGAGGUUUCUCCCCCACCGCCCAACCCUAUUGUCAAGACCCGGUGCCGCAGGGGAGGGGUCAGCGCCGAGGUGUACACUGAAGAGGACGCGGUCAGCUACGUACGCAAGGUCAUCCCUAAGGACUACAAGACCAUGACCGCCUUGGCCAAAGCCAUUUCCAAGAAUGUGCUGUUUGCUCACCUGGACGAUAAUGAAAGAAGUGACAUAUUUGAUGCCAUGUUCCCAGUCACCCACAUUGCGGGGGAAACAGUCAUCCAGCAAGGCGAUGAAGGAGACAACUUCUAUGUGAUUGACCAAGGUGAAGUGGACGUCUAUGUGAAUGGGGAGUGGGUGACCAAUAUUGGAGAAGGAGGUAGUUUUGGAGAGCUGGCGCUGAUCUACGGGACUCCAAGAGCUGCAACCGUCAAGGCCAAGACUGACCUUAAACUGUGGGGCAUCGACCGAGACAGCUACCGACGCAUUCUCAUGGGCAGCACACUGAGGAAGAGAAAGAUGUAUGAAGAAUUGCUCAGCAAGGUGUCCAUCCUUGAGUCUUUGGAUAAGUGGGAACGUCUGACUGUGGCUGAUGCUCUGGAGCCAGUUCAGUUUGAGGACGGAGAGAAGAUAGUGGUGCAAGGAGACCCGGGGGACGACUUCUUCAUUAUUACAGAGGGAAUAGCCUCUGUUCUGCAGCGCAGGUCUGACAAUGAGGAGUACGUGGAGGUCGGCCGCCUGGGACCCUCCGACUACUUUGGGGAAAUCGCCCUGCUGUUGAACCGUCCCAGGGCAGCCACUGUCGUCGCCCGGGGUCCGCUGAAGUGUGUGAAGCUGGACCGGCCCCGCUUUGAGCGUGUGCUGGGGCCGUGCUCAGAGAUCCUCAAGAGGAACAUCCAGAGAUACAACAGCUUCAUCUCCCUUACUGUGUGACAUGUCGGCCCCUCUGGGCGCCACCAGCAUGGGUGGGCAGCAUCAGCAUCGGCGUUUGGGUCCGUGGGUGGGAAUAGGCGAGGAUGCGGGGUGAAGGACAUGGGUUUUACAGCCACAACUACAGGGCGCUCAUUUACUGCCUUUUUUUUUUCUCUCCAUUUUGCGCUUUUCUUUUUUUCUUUCCGAUCCUGUGCACUUGACCGGUGCUGUCACGUAGCUUUAUGUCAAAACCAACAUGCAGGAGUGUAAAUAUCAGAGGGAGGACAGGAAUAAUCCAACUCAUUAAAUACUGUAAAUGAGUCAAAUAUACAGUGUGGUAACUGUAUGUGAUGCAUGCUUCUAGAUUGACGAAGAACCACAUUUGCACUUCCAUGAAUUUAUGAAAGGUACGGAUGAAUUCAGGAAACAAGAAGGAGGUAAAGUCAUGUUUAUGUACAGCAGAUGGAAGCGAGCACAUAUUUCUUUUUUCCGCUGGCUGUUGUUUGCCUUUUCUUUCACUUCUGGGUGUGCGUGGUGCCAUUUCUAGGUCAAAUCAGACGCGCACUAAACAGACCCCUGUUCCCUUAAAACGUAGCUGUACAGGAUACUUGGCCGUUUCAUUUUAAAUGCUUGUUAAGUGUGCUUUUGCUGCUAUUAUCAGUUGGGUUUGUUCAAGGCAGUGGGAUGUUGAGUUCACAUUUUAACAUUAUCUCAGCUAAAUUAACGAACAAGUUUGUUUUUUCUCAAUGAAUCGUCUCUGUCCUGUUAAUUCCUGAUGUGGUUCAGUCUGAUCUGUGAGUUGUGGGAUACCAAAGGAGCCGUCGCGUUAUCAGUCCAGGCCGCAUACACACAACCAGAGUCUGAAACUCACUCAUACUGUCGAUGCUUACACUGUCUCAGGACAAUUUAAAUCUUCAACACAAACACACGUCUUUCCUGACACUUUUCAUUCGGUUGUGUUGCUCGAUGAAAGCUUUUGCACCACUUUUAGAGUUUGUAACGAUGGGUCAAUACAGAUGUUUGAAUUAGCUGUUUUUAAGACAUGACUUACAUGUUAUGAAUAUAUAAAAGACAGAAGUAAAAAGAUACUUGUGUUGCUUUCCUUUGACCUACUGUAUUUUGUCAAACUUGCACAACUGACCCAUUGACUGAUGUCGUAUGAAAUGGCACAUGAAAAAUCUCUCUCUCUUUCUAUGUCUUUCUUUCAACUAUCAAAUAAUCUUGAGCAAAUAAAGAUAAGCUUCUGAAAUUCU